UGUCCGCUUAAUUUUCAAAAACGCUUAAUCUCUCGCUUUGUACAAAAUCGAAACGCUUUAAGGCUGAUUCCGUUUAGACGGCCGCUUAAUGCGCUUUUUAGAACACUGCUAUUUAUUACUGAUAUUGGACUUAUUUUUGGUUUCCUAGACGUUGCUGUGUACUCCUUGAAUGCUUGAAAAUUAACAAACUACCCGUAAACAAUUAUAGUCAAAUACAUUGCCCCCACCCAAAACAUCUGGCCCCAAUAUUUUGCCAAAGAGAUGCAGUUUUCGCCUCAGGAAAAUCUUUUGAGGAUAAUACUCAGCAGAUUUUACCAUACUGGAAGGCAUUGAUUGAUAAGAAUCAGGAGUAAGUAGAAUAUAAAAUUUUGCAGUAGUGAUAUUAAAAUUCUUUUUCUUGAAUCUAUUUAAAAGAAUUUGUUACAGUUUGAAUAAAAUCUUCUGAAAUUCUUUAGUCCGUCCUUCCUCAAGAGAAUUCGUAUAGAUAAAAUUUCUCAUUUCAAGAUCUUUACGGAAUAUUACACUAUUCUAAAAGAUAGUUAAAAUCUUAGAUGAAUAUAUAGCAACUUUGAGGGUAAAGUAAAGGAUUUUAUAAAAUUAUUACUGAAUCGGCCCUUUUUCUCUGAAUCUCCAAGUAUACCACAAAAACCAUAUAUAGAGAAGCAUUGUUGCUGUUAAGCUGUAGGAAUCGAAGGAGUUGGAAUUGAGACUGAGAUGGAAAUGAUGAAAAUUCCCCAUGUUUUGUUGAUUUCGCUUCCGUUCCAAGGUCACGUUAGCCCCAUGGUGCAAUUCACCAAGAGGUUAGCUUCCAAAGGCCUACAAGUCACAUUUCUUUGUCCUUCUUCCACCAUUGUCCUUAACAAUUCUGACUCCAUCAACAUUGAGUACAUCUCCUAUAAAGAUGAUCCAACAGUCCGAAACUCGGAAGAAUAUAUGGCUAAUAUCCAAAAACAUGCAUCCGACAAGUUGGUUCAAGUCAUUGAAAAACAGAAGAGGUGCGGUCACCCCUUCGACGUCCUUGUGCAUGAUUCACUCAUGCCAUGGGCAGUUGAUUUUGGACAUCAACAUGGUUUGCGAGUAGCUUCUUUUUUCACUCAAGCCUGUGCAGUGAACGCGAUUUUUUACCUUGUGUUCCAAGGGAAACUUAGGCCCCCCCUCAAAGAAGGAUCUUGUUUAUCCUCCCUCCCGUCUUCAAUACCUGUUAGAGACUUUAGAGAUCUUCCUUCUGACCUUUAUGAUGAGCGUCGUCCAGGAGCCAUAGAACUGCUUGCAAGCCAAUUUUCCCAUGUUCAGAAAGAUGACUGGAUACUCUGUAACACUUUUCUUGAGCUCGAAACUCAGGUUGUGAAUUGGUUGUCAAGCAAAUGGAAAAUUAUGACCAUAGGACCAUCAGUUCCAUCAAUGUUCUUGGACAAGCGAUUAGCUGAUGACAGAGACUAUGGGCUCAGCCUCUUCAAGCCCGAAGGAGAAGCAUGCAUCAAGUGGCUAGAUGAGAAAGAUACUGACUCAGUAGUCUAUGUGUCAUUUGGGAGCUUAGCCAACCUGGUGCAAGACCAAAUGGAUGAAAUAGCUUGGGGCUUGUUGAACAGCGAAUGCAACUUUUUAUGGGUAGUCAGAGAUACUGAAAAGAGUAAGCUUUCAGAAAAGUUCAUUGAAGAAUCUGCUGACAGAGGCCUGAUUGUGAACUGGUGCCCUCAACUCGAAGUCUUGGCCCACGAUGCUGUAGGGAGCUUCAUGACACAUUGUGGUUGGAACUCAACUCUUGAGGCUUUGUCUUUGGGUGUGCCAAUGAUGGUACUUCCUCAGUGGACGGAUCAAACAACUAAUGCCAAGUACAUUGUGGAUGUAUGGAAAACUGGUGUUCGAGUGAAAGCGCAUGACAAGGAGAGCAUCACAAGGGAGGACAUAACUAAGUCUGUGAAAGAUGUCAUGGAGGGAACAAAGAGGGAAGAGCUGAAAACCAAUGCCCUUAAAUUGAAGGAAAUGGCUAUAGAGGCAAUGAGUGAAGGUGGAAGCUCUGAUAAGAAUAUCGACGAUUUCAUUUCAGAAAUUGUGAACCCUACCACCUCUACCUGAAUGUCGUGUGCUGAUUGUUCUGCUCUCGUGUAGGAUUUUGUGGGAAGUAGAAUAUAGGGCUUGGAGGGAGUUUUUCGUAUCUUUGAGUUGGCAAAGCUGGUACAAGAAUUUAAAUUUUAUGGUAGAAGAGGUACUUCAUACCAAUUAUACAGACAUAAUGUCAACUAAUACUGGCAUCAAUUUGAAAUUUAUUAAUGUUCUGGAAUA
Messenger RNA from Daucus carota subsp. sativus, 2283 nucleotides. Its product is annotated as UDP-glucosyltransferase 74AE2-like. NCBI's taxonomy places the organism in Eukaryota, Viridiplantae, Streptophyta, Magnoliopsida, Apiales, Apiaceae. Gene Ontology annotation, molecular function: quercetin 7-O-glucosyltransferase activity; quercetin 3-O-glucosyltransferase activity. The transcript is spliced from 2 exons. Bases 715 to 2076 code for a protein of 453 amino acids. The record is from RefSeq and is a predicted model, not a curated record.